This is a messenger RNA of Sceloporus undulatus (fence lizard), 1884 nucleotides long. RefSeq names its product LIM domain only 4 (gene LMO4). The transcript has 5 exons. Lineage: Eukaryota; Metazoa; Chordata; Lepidosauria; Squamata; Phrynosomatidae. The record is from RefSeq and is a predicted model, not a curated record. Bases 633 to 1130 code for a protein of 165 amino acids.
CGGCGGCGGCGGCGGCUGUGUCAGGAGCACUCGCCUCGGGAGGGAGAGAGGGACGCCCAGCAGCACCAGCAUCGCCAGCAACAGCAGCAGCCGAGGACGCCCGCAGAUCAGCUCCACAGCCCCAGCCCUGCUCUCCAGCCCUCUCCCAGGACUUUGCCUCUCCCUGGAGGACUUGUUGGCUUGGCACCCAGGAGCAUCUCAAGGGUGGGAGGAGGAGGAGGAGGAGGAAUAGUGGAGGAAGAAGAAGAGGAAAAGGUUGGAAGAAGUGCCCAAACUUAAGCCCUCCGCUUGCACAGAAGCCUUGCAGCAGCCGGAGGAGGACGACGAGUAGAGGAAGGAAGGAAGGAAAGAAGGAAGAAAAGAAAGAAGGACUAAAAGAAGGAAGGAAGGAAGGAAGGAAAGAAAGAAGGACAUUUCUCUCCCACCACCGCCUCAGCCUCCUCCUCCUCUUCUCCUUCUUCUCCGGAGGGGCUCUUCUUGGCUGCUUUCCACAAAUCAAGAUUGAAGAGCGAGCCUUUGGGCUUCUCUUCCUCUCUCCUUUCCUCUUCCCGGCCAUCUCUCCAAAAGAGGGGCCCCCCAACGCCUCCGCCACGUUAUCCACGGCCUCUUGCACCAUAGAGGGGAAACAGACCAUGGUGAACCCGGGCAGCAGCUCGCAGCCUCCCCCGGUCACCAGUGGCUCCCUCUCAUGGAAAAGAUGUGCAGGCUGCGGGGGAAAGAUUGCUGAUCGCUUCUUGCUCUAUGCCAUGGAUAGCUAUUGGCACAGUCGGUGCCUGAAGUGUUCCUGCUGCCAAGCCCAACUGGGAGAAAUUGGCACGUCCUGCUACACAAAGAGCGGCAUGAUCCUGUGCAGAAACGAUUACAUCAGGUUAUUUGGAAAUAGUGGCGCUUGCAGUGCUUGUGGGCAGUCAAUUCCUGCUAGUGAGCUGGUUAUGAGAGCACAAGGGAAUGUCUAUCAUCUUAAGUGUUUUACGUGCUCUACCUGCCGGAAUCGCCUGGUCCCUGGAGACAGGUUUCACUAUAUCAAUGGCAGUUUAUUCUGCGAACAUGAUAGACCUACAGCUCUCAUCAAUGGCCAUUUGAAUUCACUUCAGAGCAAUCCACUACUGCCAGACCAGAAGGUCUGCUAAAAGGUCAGAGUACUGCAGAAUGCGUGCCUUCAUCUCAAACUUUGUUCAUCACAGAUGGAUCCCAUGUCUCCAGUAGACAAGUCACCUUGUAGCUAGCAUCAGUGCCAGCUCCAUGCCAUUGCACCUUCUUUACUCUUGGUUGCCCUUCCCACAUUUAUUGGUGUAUUACAAUGACUGAAAAUGAACAUUAAGGACUCCAUGAAUCUGGGCUGAUGGGAGACUGUAGAGAAAAUGAAAAAAAAAAUCCACUGGAGAACAACUUUGGGUGGGAGGGGUGGGGAAAAUGACUAAUGAAGCUAAUUAAAAUGAGCUUUCAAGUCUGCUUUCUACCCUCAUUAACAAUUAGCAGGGCACUGGCCAGGAUUUGUACCCUGUGUUUUACCUUAACAACAUUCUCUUUGCUCUUUGUAUAUUUAAGUGUUGUAAGGAAAUGUGUUUCAAAACUCAGCUAAUGAGCUAAAGGAAGGAUGGGGCUCUUGUGAUAUUCUAUCACAAACACUUUUGUUGUAUCUCUGUAAAAUACAAUGUAUGUAUGCAUGUAAGUGUGUUUUGUCCUAAUGUUGCUACUUCCCAUGACACAAAAAAGAAAAUGGAAAAAAAAAUCAAGCUCAUAGCAGCUACUGUGUAGAAAUUUUCACCUACUCCUAAUUUGCUGAAUGAAGAAGAAGAAAAAAAACUUUUAUUUGUGAUACUUUCAGAGACAUUUGCUCUAGUAUGGUGUAUUUAAAUAAUAAAAACUUAAAAUGAAAACAUC